Molecule: messenger RNA, 1667 nt
Organism: Leguminivora glycinivorella
Lineage: Eukaryota; Metazoa; Arthropoda; Insecta; Lepidoptera; Tortricidae
Exons: 7
Coding region: 189-1220 (343 amino acids)
Source: RefSeq, a predicted model, not a curated record
UAUUCGCCCAAAGUUAGUCUACGCGGUAUGCGGAAAAAGAGGGACGUGUAUUGAUUCCGUACGCGAAUUUUUCCGAAUUGUGACCGAAUUUUAUCAGUUAGAAUGUGAAUUGCUAUCAGUGCGGACUGCAUGGUAUUUGAAAGGAUUUUAAUGAGAAUGGGCACCGACUGAAGGAGCAGCCCGCAACGAUGGCGAUCCUGAUUCACGACUACUACGAGCUAGAGGAGCGGGCGGGCAAGCACCUCCGAGCGUGGAAAGCAUGGCACAUAAUAAUCUACGCGCUAGCAGCCGUAUUCGGCAUCCUGAACUACGUGUUCCUCCACAAGACGAUGUCCGUCGUGGACGACCACUGCGUGCUGCGCGCGCCGCAGGUCGUGCUGACUCCUGUCCUCGUCUACCACCCACGCCCGGAGGCGGCGGCGGGUAAUGACACUGAAGUUACCCGACCUACUACCGUCCCUGUUACGACAGAUACGUCCAGAAGUAAUGGACGCACAGAAAUAGAGGAAGCUAUUGCAAAGAAUGCAUCCUUAGAAGAGCGGCUGGCUCUGGAUCUGAUGAAGACGUUCUUCGGUUCGCGGUCGGACUGCGAGUUCCCCGAGUACAUGCCGAUCGUCUCCACCGUGUUCGCGCUCGUGUGGACGACCCUGUUCGUCAUGUGUCCCGGUGGGGGCCACGCGCGCUUCGGGCUCACGCAGCCGUGGCGCAUCCUGGCCCCAGCGUUGGUGUUCACGCUGGUGCUGGUGGGGCUCACCGCCAGCAGCUUCACGCACACCAACCGCGGCUUGAGGGAGUUCUGCUCUGCGUUCUACAACUACACCAACGCUACCACUUGCUCAUCAGUGAACGUGUACAUGGAGCGGUCGUGGAAUGCGAGCUGGCAGUUCGGGGCGCGCGCGGAGGCCACGCGCGCCGCCAGCGCCGGCGUGUGGGUGAGCUGGGCGUGCGCCGCCACGCUGCUCGUCGUGCGCUGUCUCACGGCGCCCGACUUUCAGCUCAAGAAGACUGGGGUUUAUCUGACGAAAGACCCUGAGCAGAAAAUCACACCCCACUUGUUGAAAUCCCGACGGCGCGGAGGAAAGUCGCCGUCGCCCAGCAAGUCAGUCCGCUCCGAGCCCACAGCCACCACGGAACUGGUGACCAACCUGGAGCCGGACUCCGCCCCCACCUCGCGGCUCGGCACGCCCCUGCCGCCCGGCGAGAAGGACUCCAGCGUCUGACGUGGACUCCUCAUAUGGGAUAAUAGAAGCCACAGGCUACUAAGAUAGAAGUCACGCUACUAAGAAUAUACUAUAGAAGCAUUCAACCAUAAGGUUAAACUGCCAGUAAUCACCACUGAAAAGUGCAUCAGUUUGAUAUAAUAUAAUAGUGAUAGUGCUACUUAACACAUGACUGGACCGUGCCAACGUUCUUCCGCACGUGAGAGCGAGAAAGAAAUAUCUUAUUCUCCCUCUCAGGAGAGGCCCGGCCGUGUGUUAGCACUAUAGCGAAAUUAUUUGCAUAUUAAUAUGAUGAACAAGUACUUAAAAUGUUUAUACCUACUGGUAUAUUUAUCUACCGAAAGCUAUGUUAAUAGGUUUAUUAUUGUGUAGUUUUUGUUAACGAUUAUGACUGUACGAGUGUUUUGUAUUUAGAUUUAAGUUGAAAUAUAUAAAAAAAAAAACAUG